AUGCAACAAUAUGGGAUUGCAUAUAAUGAUUGUUACUCUCAUAUUAGCGAUGAUAGGUUAAGGGAAGUUAUUGAAUAUGUCCGAAAAGACCAUCCUAACAUGGGUGAAAUUAUGAUUUUGGGUCACCUUCGUUCUAGGCAAAUUAAUGUUCAACAACACCAUGUAAGGCAUAUUUUUUAGGAACAAAUUGAUCCAGCAGGAUUACGGCGAAGAAGAAGCAGAUCAAUGCAGCAUAGGUCAUAUGAAGUACCAUGCCCAAAUUACAUGUGGCAUAUUGAUGGAAACCACAAACUCAUCAGAUAUCGAAUGGGUUAUUCAUUGUGGGAUUGAUGGGUUUUACAGACUAAUAACAUUUUUGAGAUGCUCAGAUAACUGGGGUGAUGUUGUUUUGGAACUAUUUCGUGCUGCAACCACAUAUCUAGGGUUCCUUUACAUGUCAGAACUGACCACGGGGGAGAAAAUGUCAAAGUGUGGGAUGCAAUGUAUGCCCCAUUAUGGCAGUGAUGUUCACCCAGUUCUUGCUGGAAGAUCACAACCAAAGAGCAGAAAGAAACAACAGAGACCUUAACAUUUGCAUCACAACACCAUUCAAGGAUAUUUUCAAGCAACUUGAAGAUGAUGCCCUAGAAUAAACAAUGCACUUAUUGCCCAUUUCAAUGCACACAAUAAUCAUAAGAUUUCUACCGAGGCAUCUGCAACUCCAUCACAGUUCUUUUAUGUGAAAAAUCAUUUGAGAGAACUUUUUGUCAAUACUCAUACCAAUGUCCAAACAUCUCCUGUUCAAUCUCCAGAUUUAUCUGUGGUUACUGUUUCAGCAACGACAUGCCCAAUUACAGAUGAAGAUUAUAUAGGGAGUUGCAAGCUAACAUUGAUCCAAUCAUAGACAAUUCAGAAGACAGGGACUGGAAACGUAAGCUAGAAAUAUGAUGACAAAUCGUGACAUCUGUGAUGUGCCUGUCACGUAGCAAUUACUUGGUUACCACGGUAACAAGUCUUUAAAAUUACAUAAAAACAAAGGCAAAUGCGUGUAGUUUAUGCAAAAUAUAUCGUAAAAAAAGCGUAUUAUCUGAAUUUUGGGAUCGUAGUCGUGGAGCGGCUACACUAACAAAGGUAGAUACGUCCAAAUUUUCAUCUAUUUCUAUUUUAUAGUGAUGCUAAAUGUAAAAUUUGGAUCAUGCUAUCGGCAAAUCGCGCACGCAGCAAUUAUUUCCAGAAAAUACUGCCAAAACUAACCCUGUAACUACAAACUUAACCUGUUUUGUCUUUGACGAUGAAGCCAUUUGAAAUCACAAGAUUGUAAUCUAUCGAAUAGGCUAUUUUUUAUAUCAGUUUGGUAUCAUAUUCAGCCAAAAAUGUUUACUGAAUUUGAUUGACAGAAUAGACCUUAUUCAUAAAUCGUGAUCGAGGCCUCGUAUCCUAGGAAACGGGGAAAAACGCGGGAAAAUUGACAAAAUGUUUCUUUUGCUGUCGGCUAUGGCAGCUUUUUAUCGUCAAUAUUACGGCUUUUUUCGAAAAUAAUAUCUAUAAAACUGAGUUUGAAAGUUGAAAAAAAUACUUCUGAGAAAAUAUAACAUGAUAUUUAAAGCAAAAGAUGCUGGAGUCAAUCGAAAAAGGAAACCUUUGACUUUGUAUCAUUGUCGUAGUUUGUAUGGCCAAAACAAACAACCAACAAGGCUACAAAACGUCUAUGCAAUACCAAAAUCGUAAGAAAUAUGAAACUAUUGUUGAAGAAAAAAGAUUACAACUCACUCAGGUAAUGUAGCCUUCAUUUUUUAAACUUGUAAGCUGCUUGCAGAAUGUUAUCGAGCCACAGCCAUAGUUCAUAUUUUCCCGUACAAAUCAAUGACAUUUGACGUUCUCUUGUGAUUUUUGACCUGUUGUUUUCUUUCAUAUUAAUUUCAAAUUCGAAAAAUUAUACUUUCAUUCCAUAGUUGUCUUGAUUUUUCACGGAAUAACCUUUAUAUUGACGUUAAAAUCUCAGUAGAAUGCUGUUUUUCGCUUCUGGAUAAACACUGUCGCUACGUUGUCAUUUUUUCCACACAAAAACGGGAGAAAAACCGGUCGCUUUUAUAAUAUACUUGUUUCCCGCUUUCGUUGUGGGCACAAAGUCUUAAAAAUACACACAAAAAUCGUUAUAAAUCGCAAAAAGCAACAAGAAACAAGCCGUUGAAGUCGAUAUAUAGCAUCUGAAUUUGGCUUGUCAAGCAGUUUUCGCUUGUUUUCCCGCGUUUUUUCCCCGUAUCCUAGGAUACGAGGCCUCGUCACGAUUUAUGAAUAAGGUCUAUAUAAUUGAAAUUUUGAAAGAGAUUUUGAAAUCUGUAAAACUCUGUUUAAUUAACCAUGGCUAAUUAGUUCAGGAGAACUGGGUUCGAAGCAUAAUUUAUACAUGUAAAGUUUUCGCGGAAGUGUAGGGGUCGGCCUCGGUCAGCACACUAUUUACGAAUGAUGCACAUAUAUAUUUUCUAUGAUUUUAGAACCAAACCACUCCUUCCGAAAGCAGCCAACCUGUUACCAUAGCUGCCACUAUAAAGCCGACGGUAAUUGAAAAGGUAAGAUAACAAUUUUCAUUGAAGAUAUACUUUAAUAUUAAAUAUGCUUCUGUGCCAUCGCUGCUCGCUUCUUUUCACAAACUUCGCUUUACAGUGCAAAAUGAAUUGUUUUAAUACGACUGAUAAACUGUCUGUGAUGGUUGAUGAGAUGUUAUUUUUGCAUAAACUAGCUUCUAAUAGCAUAAAGGAGAAUAACUGCAUAAAAAUGGUCAAAUUACAAAUUAGUCAUACUAUCAGUUCGAGUAAACAUGGUUCAACUGACCACAGAGCAAAGAGUUUUUACUGUUUUACGCGCUGCUUUAAAUUAAUCGGUACAUAAUUCAUAUGUUGCAGCCUAGUCCCAGGCUCUCUCUCUGUACGCUGCUUUGAUACAUUUAUUAAAUAACUUUUAUGCCUGGGUGUGAAGCACCUUCAGCUGUGACGUCACACCUAGGUCCCAGUCUCGUACUAUAUCCGUGUUUUUUCUCGCGCUUGCUUCGAAACCAAAAACUUUUAAAUAACUUCCAUGUAUAAAAUUCGAUUAAAUUGUUUUUACGCACUCAUAGGUUCAGUAUAGCAAGGUGGAUUUCUAAAAGUUCACCUUUUUUUUUGGAGACACCCGGUAUAACGGCGAAAGGAAAAUCAACAACAUAUUCAUACAACAAUUGUGUUUCAUGACAAAACACUAGAAUUUAAAAUCAAAAGAACCUACUUAAAUGGUUUCAGCAACAUAUCCUGUUGCCUGUUGUGUAUUUUUCUUCUCUUUUACGUUCUUUAUUUUAACACAAACUUGGAAAAUCGUAGUUUAUAAACUUGCGAAUUGUGCAUGCUGCCAUUUUGUUUAUUUAUGUACGUAGCCGUUCAGGGCGGGCAACAAUUUUUUCACUUGUUGCUCGGCGGGAUACGUAAAGCCAUGCACGUGACCACAAAUUAGCCAGUCACGUUUGGUGUUCACCCUAGCUCUAUAUAACAAUCCUUUUUAUUUCUAACUUUCCAUGUUGAUAUUAUUAUAUUUAGCCUGCUGCGCCAACCAUGUUCCAUACAGGACAAACUAGUUUCAAGGCUUCAGCUCCUGCUGCUGUAGUACCAAAGAAAGGUGCAAAUACUAGAUUGGUAGAGGUAUAAUAAAUUGCUUAUUCCAAUAAAUUAUAUACUGUUAUAAUAAUAUACAUAAAAAUAUUACUCGACUGUGAUCGGUUGAUUUCAGUGUAAUUCAAACAGCAGUGCAAAAUUCUGUAACAACAGUGCAAAAAUAUGUAUAAGAAACCGAUCUGAUUCGUGGAAAAAACAAUGGGAUCUAAAAUCAACCAAUCAGCUUACUUUCAAACAUAGCUUCGAAAUUAUCAUAUAAAUUAACUGUGGGUUAUAAACACAUACAUAUAUACAAACAUACAAAUACUAACAUAUAUACAUCACGAUCUUUAAGGUUAAAAUUUGUCCUAAUUAUGAAAACAAUUCAUAGCAAACCUAUUUCUUUAAAUUAUUUGACAUUCAUAAAAUAGUAGGCCAAUCAAGUGCACGUUCUCUCCUCAGGUUGUAAGUCGGAUUGUGUUUGGGUGGCAGUAGUUGAUAAUAUUGUAUUGACGAAUUAGCUAUUUGACUAUUGUACCAUUUGUUUUGUAAUAUGUAUUUUGUAUUCGUAGUUUUUAAUAUUAUUAGCGAUUUUGUAUUUUAUAUAUUUUUGUAACAUAAAUUAUCUACACCCUUCUUGGAAAGCAGCUUCGGUUGAAGUGGCCAGCGUAGUCAAAUAAAGUUUUCUCCUAUCCUAUUGUAUUGUAUUUUGUAUUGUAUUUUGUAUUGUAUUUUGUAUUGUAUUUUGUAUUGUAUUGUAUUGUAUUUUGUAUUGUAUUUUGUAUUGUAUAUUUUGUAUUGUAUUUUGUAUUGUAUUUUGUAUUGUAUUUUGUAUUGUAUUUUGUAUUGUAUUUUGUAUUGUAUUUUGUAUUGUAUUUUGUAAGUAAAUUUCGCAAUAGUUACCGGAAUAGAGUACUUUUACCACGAAGACGAGCAUCGAUAGUCCUCUUGGGACUUAGUACAUACAUUUAAAGCUGUGCUACCAAACUGAAUAUCAUUCCUGUAAGUGCAUUUACAAAGUCACAAAAUGAACAGCGCGGAUUUGCUCGCUGACCUUCGACAAUUUCAUUAAAUUCCUGCUUGAGCAAGAAUUUAAGGAGUUAUCGAAGGCGAGCGAGCGAAAUGAAGCCGGAAGUCGAACAGUACAACGCAGAGAAGCAAAGAAUGAAACCGAAGUUAGCAACGAUGAUGUAUACGUCUCAACGUCGGUGGACAAAAAUUUGCAUUUGGCGUUAGUAUAGUACUUAAUAAAUUUGUGUUGUACAGUCACUGUACAUAUUCUGAACACGCAUGAUAUAGUUUUAGGUCCUUUUGGCUGGCAUGAACGUCACAUUUCUUUAUAAUUAUACGAGAAAAAAUUGUUUAUAAUUUUAAUAUUUAGGAAGUGGUAAAGAAGAAAAUAUUGCUACAAAAACAGAAACAACAUUUGCUUUGUAAGCAAAUUGAAAACCAAAAGGUGAGUCCUUGAAGUAUCUUUGACGCAAAGAUAGACAGCGGUUAUUGAGCCACUUUCUUUGUUCUUCCCACGUUAUGACGUCAUACUGUGUAUCUACAGGAUGUAUGAAAAAACCUGCAAACACCAUAAUUUGCAUAAUUCUGCUGCUUACCAGCAUUUCAAUGUCUGUGCUACUUAUGUUGCUCCUGGGAUUUGAAAAUACAUUCUAAUUAACUGCGUUGAUAGAAAUUAGAAUAACACAGAGUUAUUUGUAAUGCAGAAAAGUAAUUAUUAGUUCGACUGCGAAUGGGUCAACUAUUGUGUUUACGCACGCUUGGGAUCAAGUAGUUCUGAAUCAUGCAAAUUCUAAAAACAUUGUACUUCAGAGAGUUUGCUGGUUUUUUGAUACACCCUGUAUAACUGAACAUACAACAGGGCCGCAAUUAGACGCGAUUUUUUUGGGGGGGAGGGCGCAUACUCAUGUAUUCAUGUUCACAUACCGUAAAAACAAUCGCUUAACACGAAUAUAUGAAUAUACCAAUUAUCGCGUCUAGUUCAUAGAUAUAUUGUAUACACUAGAUAGUGCAUCUAAUUAUUCUACAAUUAAAAAAUUGAAGCCGUGAUUGCAGACUCAGGAUAUUCCCAUGAAAUGAGAAGAUUCGUAUAUUUUCUAUUUCUUAAACACGGAACUUAAAUAUUAAGGUAAACCUAUUCCAAAUACGUUUUUAAACUAUUCAAAUGAUGAAAGUUAUUGUUGUUUUUUAAGCGUUUAUUAGCGAGUGGGAAACACCAACAUGACCGCCAUCUAUUCAAAUGGGGGUAACCGCUGGAAUAUUCUUGGCUUCAAUUUUACUAAAAGAGAUGCGCUAUCUAGUCUAUAUAAGAUAUCUAUGGUCUAGUUACGCUCCUGACACACAACGGCAAAAUCUCAUCUAUUUGUUAAAUAGACCUACUGUAAUUGCUAUGAAGCUCUCUAUAUGAGACGGUUUAUGGGAUAUAGGCCGCUGAAAUACUGUCGUGAGUUUUGAGUGGGUGUGAUCAUGUUCAGAGACUGGGAUAGACGUUUUCGUUGACUUUGGGAUUUAGAAUGUCAAGACAGAUAACUGCAUGACACGAACAUCAUUACAAAAGUACUGAGAAAGAGAAACGCUGAAGUAUUUAGACGUCAUGUCCAGGGCUCGAAUUUUAUCGCGGCAAUUGCUGUAGAGGGAGAACAAUUUUUUUGCCGUACAGUGCAAUUUUUAUACUAUUCACUGUGCAUUACUAUUUUGGUACUUGAAUUCAGAUGUUGAUCAAAUCAUGCGUAAAUCACUAUUUUAGUCUCAGUUUUCUUCGAAAAAGAAAACACUAAAGAAAUAUGUAGACAUGUCUCUAGCUUGUCAAAGAUCCAAAGUAACAAUAAAAUUAAAGUUUUAUUACAGUAAUUUGGAAAAUGCCGUGGAAACUGUCUAAAUUGCCGUAGACAGCUGUUACGUUCUACGGCAAUUUUUAACGCCAUUGCCGUCGAUUGAUUUCAGGGAAAUUCGAGGCCUGGUCAUGUCAUAAAUUUAGAGCUUAUGCCUGGUUUAUGUUACAUUGCAGCUUUUAAUAAAGAAAUUGGAACAGAGCAAACAUCUUCAGCAGAGAGAUAAGGACAAAAUAAUGCAGGUACGAUGUUUUUGAAAGUAUCCAAACAUUGGAUAUCUGUAGUGAUUGACGAAUUAGCCUUUCUCACGAUGACGAAUAUCCGCCAUUUUUGGGUGCCAUCUAAUUCUCGUUAACCAAUGCAGACAAUUAAAACAAUGCGAAAAGCAAUUUUUCAAAAUAAACUAGCAUUUACAAAGCAAAUUUACCAUCAUUCGUCCAAAAAAAUUAUAAAAAGUCGCUGUUAUGUGGACUUAUCUCGCAGACUUCGGCUGAAAAGCCACCCAAAAAUGGCGGCGUGAGAAAGGCUAAUUGUGCCACUGUCAGAAAUUACCGAUUAUUCUUGCGACAAUCACCCGAUACCGAUUUUAUAAAGACGUCAUAAUGUCAGUCGAUCGAGUAAAGGUGACGUCAUUCAUUUCGAUCUUUUAAUGAUAAUUUCCAGCGUAACAUGUUAUUGCAACCAGUACUACUAAAACCGUUCGUAAACGGCACGUUUCACGUAUUAUUUCCUCGCAGCAACUGUCUGCUCUACACCCAGCAUGCAACACGAUACCGUUCGCGAGAGAUUAAACAUUUGGGUUUUUCCGUAAAAAAGCGGAUUCAGGUUGCGCGUUUGGCAUGCAACGUGUUUUCUCAACAAUCUGUUUUACACAAUUGAAAAUACAGACAAUUCUACCGUUUCCGAUUGUCUACCGAUAAGGCAAAAAUCCGAUACCAAGAUGAAUAUUGAACCACAUUUGUGGUACAAAAGAAGAAGAAGAAUUUAUUCGCACAUGUCAAAAAUACAUGAUUACAAGUUUUUCCACACAUUAAGACAAAGUUAGCACAAGGUAUCUGAAGUAGUUUUAACACUAAUCGAAGUCAGAUAACCUUAUUAAAGUAUUCGAGCCACUGCAUGUGGGUCAUCAUUGGGUUUAAGGUCAUGAUGCACAACGAUUAUUCAGAUACAAAUUAAAAUGUGUAGACUAUACAAGAACAAAAACAAGCAUAAAGCCAGUGAUCAUUAAUUAUAAAUUUGAUUUUGGUUAAUUUGGGACCAAACAAAAACAGAAAUGAACAUAAUGCUGGUAUUCAUUAAUAAAUUUGAUUUUAAUUUUUUUCUUGAAAACUGAUUUAGUUAGUAUUUUCAUGUAAGCUAUCAUCUACUUCAUUCCAAAAUCCAAAUAUAAGGUCCCUGUGAUCGGAUAGAAAAUUUACCAUAAUAUGUUCUUGCAAUUGGCAUACAAUAACCAAUUGUUGUUGCUAGUCUAGUACUGUACUUGUGUCUAUCACCACCAAAAAAGAAGAAAUCGUUUAAAACAGUAGGGAGUCUAUUUGUAUAUAAAUAAUAAGUUGGAUAUCUUAAUUAUAUCAUAAGGGGGGGGAGGCAAUUCUCUAUUCCCACUGUCUGUCUUAUACUUGUUCAAUAAGUAAAUAAGUCUUACUUAUUCAAUAAGUCUUACAUUCCCACUGUUUGGCUUAUUCAAUAAGUCUUACUGGAAGAAAAAUCGAAUAAGAAUUCGAUUUUUUCCCCAGUAAGACUUAUUGAAUGAGCCAAACAGUGGAUGUAACUAUUUGUUCGUUAUUGUAGACGCUGAAGAGUGUUUCAGAAAGCAUAUCAAAACUCCAAAGUGAAGUGAAAGUAAGCGCCGCGCUUGUCAGAUCAAAAGAAAGUCCAGCCCGAGCACGACAAGUGGUAUGUAUACAAGCUACGUAUUACGCGGUUGAGAAACACAAAAUAAUAAUGAAAUAUGUCAACUAAAUACAAUUAUCAUUGAUGCUAUAAAAUCGACGCCAUAUUUAUACAGCAAUACUGUAUAAGCAAAACUUACUGAACUUCAGACAUCAUUUUCUCUUUGGCGUACCGUCUAAAAUCCCUUUAUUUUAGCAUAAUUUUACAGAUAAAGCACUAAAAAUACUUUGUUCGCCGCCUGAGAAACGUUAAUUACAAAAUUUGAAUUUAGUCAUAACCAAGUGGAAAUAUUCAUUAGUUUUGAGCGCGUGUUAUACGUACGUAACAUACAAAACAUUCUCCUCCUAAGUAGUUCGCCUCAUUAAUAUUGAGUACACAAUCUACGCAUGCUCUGUUAAGCUGGUUCAUCGUAGCUAUCAAUUUUUGGCCGCACUUUCUGACCCGUGCGUCUAAUCGUUACUGCACCUCUGAGGAGAACAAUAGACCUUUCCCCUUUUAAGUGAAAUUUUGAUCUAGACUAGCUUGGACAAAAAUUUUAUCACAGCUUGAAAGAGCAUCACAAAAUUAGUAAUAUUCCGAACUUUCGUUUGCGAAAUGUUGUAAAAUGUGGAUAAUCUAGCCUUGCGAAGUUUGCCGUUUUUCAGUCAUUUUGCAUUACAAAUGGGAAAUUGAUAAUCAGUUUGAUUAUCUGAUUAUCAAUUUCCCGUUUGUAAUACAAAAUGACUGAAAAACGGCAAUCUUCGGAAGGCCAUAUUAUCCGCAUUUUACAACAUUUCGCAACGAAACUUCGGAAUAUUACUAAUUUUGUGAUGCUCUUUCAAGCUGUGAUGAAAUUUUUGUCCAGACUUGUCGAGAUCAGAAUUUCACUUAAAAGGGGAAAGGUCUAUUUACUGUGAACAUUCUCUGUAGACUAUAAGUGUUUAAAAUGUUCACAAGGAAAUAUUUAAUGUAGGUGAUGGGAGAGUCUUGCUAGCGAGAAGGUGGCUAGAAACUAGGAAUGUUCGGUAUACCGAUAUACCGAAAAUAUCGGUAUUGAAACCAAUAUUGGUUUAUCGGUAUGAGUUUUUCAGUCAUACCGAUAUACCGAAAUUUCCGAAAAAUCGGAAUCAUCAAUCAAAAUCAUCAAUUUUUGUUUUACUCACAUGCAAAGUAAAAGUAGUAGACAUUUCGUGUUAAAAACAAUGUCAACAGCUUCGAAAUUAUCAUAAACGGGGUUUCUACUUUUGAAAUUAUUCAAAAUCAAAAUUUCCUUCAAAUUUCCACUAAGGAAUUUUCCUAUCUAAUUUAUAAGACGAAAGACCGGUAUACCGAUAAUAUAGGUAUAAUUUUCCGGUAUACCGAUACCGGGAAAUUCUCAUACCGAACAUUCCUACUAGAAACUAUCAUUAUAAAAGCACAUAAAUCUGAUAAAUGUAACUGACUAUUUCAGAUUUCUAGUCAUAUACAGGGGUGGAAAAAAUUGGCGAGCACGCGAGCAUUGCUCGCAGGAAAUGUUAAACAGCUGCAGGAAAUUCGCUUGAAUGAGGAUUUACUAUUGAAAAUUUGAAGGAAACCUUAACAGCCAUGCCCGACUAUGGGCGCAACAACAUAUGGUUGACAGACAUUAUUCCUUGAAAACACUAUAUGUUUAUGCACAUGCAGAUUUAGCACAAAAAUACUCCGUUGGUCUGCAGGAAAUUGUUGUCUCCAGGUUGUGCUGCCAGGAUCAUAUACACACGUAAAAAUGCCCUGGUCAUAUACCCUGCCGUGGUCAUAUACCCUGCCGUGGUCAUAUACUGCCCUGGUCAUAUACUGCCCUGGUCAUAUACUGCCCUGGUCAUAUACUGCCCUGGUCAUAUACCCUGCCCUGGUCAUAUACCCUGCCCUGGUCAUAUACCCUGCCCUGGUCAUAUACUGCCCUGGUCAUAUACUGCCCUGGUCAUAUACUGCCCUGGUCAUAUACUGCAUGCCCUGGUCAUAUACUGCCCUGGUCAUAUACUGCCCUAGUCAUAUACUGCCCUGGUCAUAUACUGCCCUGGUCAUAUACUGCCCUUGUCAUAUACUGCCCUGGUCAUAUACUGCCCUAGUCAGAUAAUGCCCUGGUCAGAUAAUGCCCUGGUCAGAUACACACGUAAAAACGCACAAUUUGCAGCAAACUGUAGCAGACUUGUAGCAAAGCUGUUCCAACAACUUGUCAACAGGAUGUGUUCGCACUGCUUGUUCCCAGCUUGUUGUCAAGUUGUCAACUUGUCAACGGCUUGUUGACAACUUGCUACAAGGAGCUCGACAGACUUGUUAUAUAAGUUGUGAGUGACAACCUUGUACCAACUUGAUAAAAUAACAGCAUUCGUGUUGACAAGUUUGCUACAAGCCUGUUGCGAAUUCAUCUUCUUGACAAAAUGUGACAUAUUUACGUGUGUAUUUCAUAAGCUACUGUAGUUGUUUCCCUUCGAUUUCUUCACCGCAUAUCAGAUUUUUAUAUUUAACCUUUUUAUAUUUAUUUUUAUAGAUCGACAACAUUUUUUUAUUUUGAUAAAUAUAAAAAUGUUAUCGAUCUUUGGAGUUACACUUGUUUUGUAUUUUGUUAAAAUAUUCAGUGGUUCUAAAAAGUGUUGGAAUAUUUUAUAAAUUCUACUGCAACCAUCUUUCAUUGUUUAAUAUGUUUACCUUGGGGUUUUUUCAGGCUCAGAAAGAAUUGUUAGAUCGUGAGUUAGAUCUUAUCACUCAUGAACAAACUGGAGAAGAUACUACGGAAUUAAAGUACAGAGUGGAGGAGUUAAAGAAAGAGGUAAGUUGAACUCGUGUUGGGUGCCAGUACGUGGGCAGCGAAGAAUACACUUUGCGAGCUUGAUGUACAGUCGAACAAUAUCAUUAAGUUGACUGAUCUUGUAAAUCUACACGUGGUUCUUUUCAUGUACAAAUAUCAUAACAACUUGUUGCCACCAACGGUGGGUUGACUACAAACGUUUUGUAGUUCGCUAUAACUACAGCUACUUCAAAAAUAUGUAGUCAGCUACAACUACUGCUACUUUUGAACAAUAGUAGUUCGCUACUGACUACAGCUACUGCUUGAAAAAUGUAGCGAAUUAUUUCACUAUUUCGCUACGCAAUAUUUUUUUUAAUUUUACUGUAUUUGGAGCAUCUACUAGGCUGUAAUGUAACCUAUAUAACAAAUCGACUUACGAGUAAAUAAGAUAGCAUGCACUUGCACGGCAUAUUUUAUUCAUGCAAAUUGAGUAUUGAUUUUAAGCAAACCGUCUCACAAUUUCUUUACUCCUGUGUGCAAUGUACACUCUCAAAAUACUAGGCUUGCUUCUAAAUUUACAUAUAUACUACCAAAAGCAAGAACAAAUUUCGGAAUUUUCAAUAUCAGCUUUCAAGGCGCUAGAAUAUGGACUUGCCGAUUUCUCAAAUUAAAUAUAAACUUAGAAUCGAUUCUCUUGAAGAGUAUUGAUUCAGUUUCCAACUUUUUCUAUACGUUAUCGGGAGUCAGGACUCCUUUCUCGAUCGUUUAAAAUUUAUUUAAUAUAGAACUAUAUUGUCAAUUUUCAUAAUUUUUUCGUCCUUUAUUCGGUUCCCUGAUACUUAUAUAGCCCUGUGGUUAUUAUAAUUGUAAUUUGAAAGGAGCAAAUAAAUCUUGUCUUGUCGUAUCGUAAAUCUUGUCUUGUAUUAAUGGACAUCUCUCUUAAGCUGACACCCCUCCUAAGCGGACACACGUGCACCUUCGGUCCCAAUGACCUCUUUAAUAAAAUACUAUUGUCAGUACCCCUAUUCAGCGGACACCUCUCUUAAGCGGACACCCUUCUUAAGCGGACACCCUUCUUAAGCGGACACCCUUCUUAAACGGACACCCUUCUUAAGCGGACACAUAUCUUCGGUCCCAAUGGCCUCUUUAAUAAAAUGCUAUUAUCUGUACCCCUAUUCAGCGGACACCUCUAUUAAGCGGAAACGGCCAUUUAACUUGUGGUCCCAAUUAGCCGAAUAACCUCUUUUAGGCUACCCUGGAUUCCAGAGCCUUCGACAGUAAAUAAUAAAUUGAAACGUCGCGAAGGCUCUGGUUCAACGGGAAGAUUCUUUGAUUAAACCGCGCCAAUCACAAAACAGAAUUAGUGUUUGUGAUUGGCGCGGUUUAAUCAAAGAAUCUUCCCGUUGAACCAGAGCCUUCGCGACGUUUCAAUUUAUUAUUUACUGUCGAAGGCUCUGGAAUCCAGGGUACUUUUAGGCGGACAAACGUAACUGAUGAAAGUAAUAUAUGACAAAUUAUACAAAAAUAAUAUCGUUAGUUCUAUCGAACGAGAUACCCAGAAAUCUCGAUUUUGUCAACCAUCCACAUGCCGUGGCUGAUCACAAGAGGGAGAUAAUAAUAAGAGAGGUAGAUAGAUUUAUUAAAAAUUACAUCGCAGCCAUAACACAUGCCUGAAUUACGUAAUUUACACUUUUAAUUAUUCUAUGUAAUAACAUAUCAAUGAGAAUUGCGGUAUGUAUAGUACAAUUAAAAAGUAAUUUAAAAUUGGCAAAUGAAAAGUAAUUUAAAAAAAGAGAGAACGUUCGUCACCUUUUUUGACAAUAUCAUUCAAUUCAUCCAGUACAUAUCAAUAUUUUUCAAUUCAUCCAGUAUUGACGUUUCGAAAUUUUUCAGGCUCAGUCACUGGGUUUACUGGACGCAAGUCAUCGCGGUCGUGGGCGUGGUCGAGCAGGACGUGUCAUGUCACGUGGUAUAUCACGUGGUCACGGCCGAGGUCGCGGCGUUGUCUCCCGAUCAGCUGCUGUGUUAGAUAAACGACCUAAACAGUUGCUGGUUGAAGGAUUUACGGCAGAAGAAAAACAUCUUGUAGAACAGCGUUUUAAGGUAUAAUAUCAAGAUUUUUGUUGGCAUCCCAUCCGAUUGAACACACAAGUAAAAAUCUCACAUCUUGUAACAAGUCUGCCAACAAGCCGUCAACAAGUUGUGUUCGCACUGCUUGUCCCAAGUUGUCAACAAAUUUUGAACAAGCUGUUAACAACUUGUAACAACCUUGUUGAUAUUAGCAGAUUUGUUGCAAGAUUGUUCCAACAAUUCCGAUACGGUCAUGAUAUAACAAUGUUGUUACAACCUUGUGUCGUCAACUUUGUAACAUUCUUUUUGUCGUCAACUUUGUAACAUUCUUAACAACUUUGUAACAUCAGACUUGUUAGAACAACCUUGUGCCAAGUCUGAUAAUGCCAUCAAGCUUGUUCCAAGUUGUUAACAGCUUGUUCCAAACUUGUUCCAACAACUGGGAACAAGCAGUGCGAACACAACAUGUCGACAGCUUGUGAACAGAUUUGUAACAACUUAUUUGCAGACUUGUAACAACUUGUGCGUUUUUACGUGUGUUAUUAUUAGCAUAACAAAAUUACUGGAUGCUGAUUGGUUGAGAGGAGUACAGUUAUUUCAUUAAUUGUACUGCAGUACAAUUAAUGAUUUUCCCAAAACAAACAAAAUGGCGGAAAGGUAUAUUUUGAACACAAAUGUGAAAUGAAAUUGCCCUUGAGGAACUAGAUGAAAAUACGAACAAGAGCACCAAAUUUUGCUUUAACAAAAGAACUAAAUGAAAAUACGAACAAAAGUACCAAAUUUUGGUUGUAAGUCUGGCAGGACUGGGGCCUUUGGCGAGAGAAUAUGAUGUUGAUGGAGAAGUAUCCAAUUUUGUCAUAUGCUAAUAAUAAACAAGUAAUCAUGCGAUGUUGCUCGUACAAUUAGGGAUUAAUAGUACUCGUGAUGUUUGGAAGUUUGCCAAAUUGGACGAGCGGCUGGGGCGAGUAACUCGUACUAUUAAUCACUCGUACUAUUAAUCCCUAAUUGUACUCGCCAUCGCAUGAUUACCUAUACUAAUACAAUGUCAGUACAUGUUUAUAAAAAAAACUGGCGGGAAAUUUGCGUUAACCUACGAUGUUAACCUAAGGGGAAAAUGUAUUGUCAUUUCGAAAGCAUAACUCACGCAAAUAUUGAAAAGUAAAAAGCAGCGUCAACAGUCAUUUGUCAAUACAAUACAAUUUCUUGGGAGGCAAAUGGUGACUCCAAAGAAAGUAGAUCUGCAUCAUGAAACGUUGCACAGAAAAUUGCACAAUCAAACUCGUGUUACAGAAGUGAUAGUGGACAUGUGUGACAACUGAAUGGUAUCCUUUUGUAACGUUUUUGGCUAGGGCCGGGUGGAUAUCUAUUUUUUAAUUGAUAUUUGAGUAACAUUUUUACAAAGAAAACCCUUUAUCUUCGUUGCCACCUCCCGCCUAAUGACCGGUCCCUAACUAGCCCCAGUGUCGUCGCUAAAACGAGAUAAGGAGAGAUUAUUAUAUUAUUUUAUAAACGGCCCAAAGUGGUUCAACAACUUUUCCCAUUUAAAAAAAUAAUAUAUUAUGGUUUGCAAAUAGUUUGUGUAUUUUAUAACUGUGGUGCACUGUAUUUUCCUCUGUAGGAAUUUGGUGAGAUAGACCGUGUCGAAGAAGAUAAAGAUAGUCAUCGACUUAUGAUCACGUUCAGUACUCGAAAACAAGCAGAAAAUGUAGGUUUUAUAUAUUCUCUCAUGUAUUUCAUCGAAGGGUUUCGCCCUCUUUCCUCACCCCCUCUAUGGUUUUGCCCCAUGCCCCACUCGGGAUUUUGCCUGAUACCCGAAAAAAUGUUUUCCGUAAUGUUGUCAAUAUGAUUAUUCCAAGACAAGUUUCCAUCGAUUACUCAACCUAAUGAUUUAGACCUAUCAACUCUAUUAAUUUGCUCGUUAUUGACGUCCUGUAUACAUUUACAUCAUGGUUGUGAAAGGUUGCAAUUCUUUGACGUGAACCUAUAACCAUGAACUCGGUUUUGGCGAUGUUUAAGCAUAGCCUGUUUAAGCAUAGCCUGUUUACUUCAAGCCAUGAAUUCAAAUUAGCUAUUUCAGCAUUUUAGUUGUGACAAUGCUGUUCCAACAACUUGUCAACAAGAUGUAUUUGCAAUAGGUUUGCUGCAAGCUUGUUCACAAGUUGUGACAAUGCUGUUCCAACAACUUGUCAACAAGAUGUGUUUGCAAUAGGUUUGCUGCAAGCUUGUUAAAAGUUGUGACAAUGCUGUUCCAACAACUUGUCAGCAAGAUGUGUUUGCAAUGGGUUUUAGCAAGCUUGUUAACAAGUUGUGACAAUGCUGUUCCAACAACUUGUCAACAAGGUGUCUCCUCAAUAGGCUUGUAGCAAGCUUCUUAACAAGUUGUGACAAUGCUGUUCCAACAACUUGUCAACAAGAUGUCUCCUCAAUAGGCUUGUAGCAAGCUUCUUAACAAGUUGUGACAAUGCUGUUCCAACAACUUGUCAACAAGAUGUCUCCUCAAUAGGCUUGUAGCAAGCUUCUUAACAAGUUGUGACCAUGCUGUUCCAAAACUUGUCAACAAGAUGGGUUUGCAGCAAGCUUGUUAACAAGUUGUGACAAUGCUGUUCCAACAACUUGUCAACAAGAUGUGUUUGCAAUAGGUUUGCAUCAAGCUUGUUAACAAGUUGUGACAAUGCUGUUCCAACAACUUGUCAACAAGAUGUGUUUGCAAUAGGUUUGCAUCAAGCUUGUUAACAAGUUGUGACAAUGCUAUUCCAACAACUUGUCAAGAAAAUAUAUUUGCAAUAGGCUUGUUGGAAGCUUGUUAACAUUUUUUGACAAUGCUGUUCCAACAGCUUGUUAACAAGAUGAGUUUGCAAUAGGCUUGUAGCAAGCUUGUUGACAAAUUGUGACAGUGCUGUUCCAAACUCAGAGAACUCAAGAAUGUUCGGGGACCAAUGGUAAUUUUCUGGCACUAUCUGGGUAGGUCAUCCGGGUUAAAAGGUUUGCUAUAAACUUAUAAUAGAAAUAUAUUUGCCAUGAAAAUGGAACUACCGGUUCUGGCUUACAUCCGUUCCACUCAUGCAUGUGUAAUAUAUUACGGGAACCACUGAGUAUUUUAAUGAAAUACAAAACAACGGGAACUAAUAUGUAUUUCUUGAUAUUUAGGCCAUCACACAUGUUCCCUCAUUUAACAUGAGAAAUCUCAAAGUAUCCUGGUAUCGUCCAACGUCAACUUCCAGCCCACCUGUGAGUUCACCAGCCAGUUUAAAAAUCCCCAUCGGGACUUCGCAAGAGCAAGCCGAUGUGGUAAGUCUCCGUUAGAUUUAUUAUUUAUUUGGCGUCACGCAAGGCAUGAUAUCAGGGCGUUAAGUUGUCAAGACUAUUUAUGAAUGUUGUAUGAAAUGGUUAAGACAAAUGUCAUUGUCUUUUGUACCAGAUGUAGACAGGCGUGUAAAGAAGAUUGGAAAGGUUGACUUCUUGGCCCUGGACGAGAAAUACAGCGCUAAGCGAAGAAGCGCGAACAAUAUACACUUAAUUCUUGCUCCCGAGGGAAAUAGUUGGGUUUGUUUUCCCAAGAGUCUCAAUGCUUUCCGAGACGAAGUCGAGGGAAACGUUAAGACUGUUGGGAAAACAAAACUAUUUCCCUGAUAAUUUCAGCAAAUAUAGAAUAAAAGUUAUUCCGAAUAAGAAGUGCGCAUAAUAAUAACACACGAUUUAUAAAAACUGAAUUUAUUUUAAUUAACACACAGUUUUUAUAAAUUGUGUGUUAUUAUUAUGCACUCCUUAUUCGGAAUAGCUAUUAUUCUGUAGUAACAGACAUUAACGCCUGUAUUCUAAAAACUCACUCACACUCAAAGAGUGGAGCUUCAAUCUGAGCUACUCUUGAGAGUCCAUGCUGUUUUUGAAUAGCUGGAAGGGUUAGUGUCGUAACUAACUUUUGACAUCUCGCCUUCCAGCUGUUCAAAAACAUUUCUGACACUCAAGAGAAGCCGAGAUUGAACCUAUACACUCUUUGAGUGUGAGUGAGCUUUCUGAAUACAGGCGUAAGUGUUUUGUUAUAUAGCGACGAAAGAAAAAUCAGAAUAUCCUGUUGCCUGUUGUGUAUUUUUCUUCUCUUUUACAUUCUUUAUGUUUACACAAACUUGGAAAAUCGUAGUUUAUAAACUUGCGAGUUGUGCUGCCAUUCUGUUUAUUUAUGUACGUAGCCGGUCGGGGCGGGCAACAAUUUUUCACUUGUUGCCCGACUUGACCACAAAUUAGCCAAUCACGUUUGGUGUUCACCCUAUAGCUAUAUAACAAUUUAAUUUAAACCUGAUCCAAUCCAAAAACCUCAAAAGUGUUAUUUUAUAGGGGGAAAUGUACCGGUGUAACAAAAAUUCGUAGGCCGACCGUGAUCGGAAGUCGUUAAAUGCGAGAUGAAAUUUUAGCAAUUUUGGAUAAAAUCUGAACAUUUUGGAUAGAAUGCGAACUUUUUUAAUAGAAUGUGUUUAGCGAAAGUUAGUGAUUCUGAUUUCUUGAUGUAUUUGUUGCAGGAGGAGGAGGAGAAUGUGUUGGAUCAAGACGUGGAGGAAUUACUACUUCAAGAAGAUGUUGAUGAGGAAGAUGAUGAAGAAGACAGAACAUGGCGACGGUAA
This is a messenger RNA of Paramuricea clavata, 17743 nucleotides long. The record is from the annotation of a GenBank genome assembly. NCBI's taxonomy places the organism in Eukaryota, Metazoa, Cnidaria, Anthozoa, Malacalcyonacea, Plexauridae.